UUUCGUCUCAGUCAACUUGGAAAACAUCUCGUAAAACGUCAUUUCGUGCAUAAUUCCAUGUCGUUGUUGUGUUGCUAAUUUUUCCGCGAGACAAUUGAGAAACGCUUUUAACAACAAACAUCAAGCCUGAGAGCGAAUACACACGAAACGAUUCGUCCACCCAACGUCCUCGCGCAAUUCGCCAUCUGCCUAGCAACGUCAUUUUCGCUGGGAAUUCAUAAAGAAGCACGACGUACGGCCAUUAGAUGUCAGUGUGGUUGCCGACUAAUGUCGCCUCCAUCUUGAUUCCAUAACCUGGCUUCUUCCGUAGAAUACGAAAAUCGGGAAAAUCGGCACGAGGAAAACCCUUUAAAAUUUGCAGAAGAUUCCGUAAACCAAGUUUUUUAGUCGUUCUAACUCAUAAGUUGUGCGGAAAAUUGAUUAUUUUGUGGGCGGUCGCGAGCGAAACUUUUUGGCAAGUAGGGAAAAUCCGUGUGCGAGGAAAUUUUUUCUGCACCUUUCGCGAUCGCGUUGCGGAGUGUGUGACUGAAAAGUGGUCGGCGCCCGUGUUGGACAGGCGGACUUGCAAGAAGUGCCGUGCUCGAGCGAGUGUUGCGGCGGGCGUAGCGCGAGAAAGGCGGCACGGCGGCAGCAGGGUCGGCGCAAAAAUUGACAACGGAGAACUUAUGUCUUCGGGCGUUCUGAGAAGCGAUCACAGCCAGCCCAAAAAGCAGCCAAGAUUCAGUGCCGAGCGCUUGUGAGCAGCGCCAUCGCGAGAAGACAACUGGUCGUGGGGCACCGGGGACACCGCCAGCCGGGACGACAACGCAGAGGACUCAGUUCGCAACACUUACCGCCAGUUCGGCCGGCAACUGCAGCAGACGAAAAUGACUCUUCCCAGCGCGGCCCGCGUCUACACGGACGUGAAUGCACAGAAGCCCGACGAGUACUGGGACUACGAGAACUACGUGGUGGACUGGGGCAAUCAGGACGACUACCAGCUCGUGCGCAAGCUGGGCCGGGGCAAGUACAGUGAGGUGUUCGAGGCGAUCAACAUAACGAGCAACGAAAAGUGCGUGGUGAAGAUCCUGAAGCCAGUGAAGAAGAAGAAAAUAAAGCGCGAGAUCAAGAUCCUGGAGAACCUCCGGGGCGGCACCAACAUCAUCACAUUGCUGGCGGUCGUGAAGGACCCCGUGUCGCGGACCCCGGCCCUCAUCUUCGAGCACGUCAACAACACCGACUUCAAGCAGCUCUACCAGACCCUCACCGACCUGGAGAUCCGCUACUACCUGUUUGAACUGCUCAAGGCGCUGGACUACUGCCACAGCAUGGGCAUCAUGCAUCGCGACGUGAAACCCCACAAUGUGAUGAUCGACCACGAGAACCGCAAGCUGCGCCUCAUCGACUGGGGGCUGGCCGAGUUCUACCACCCGGGACAGGAGUACAACGUGCGGGUCGCCUCGCGGUACUUCAAGGGCCCCGAGCUGCUCGUCGACUAUCAGAUGUACGACUAUUCGCUGGACAUGUGGUCGCUGGGCUGCAUGCUGGCAUCCAUGAUAUUUCGCAAGGAGCCGUUCUUUCACGGCCACGACAACUACGAUCAGCUAGUACGUAUCGCCAAGGUGCUGGGCACCGAAGAACUCUACGCCUACCUAGACAAAUAUAAUAUAGAAUUGGAUCCACGAUUCCACGACAUUCUACAGAGGCAUUCCCGCAAGCGAUGGGAGCGGUUCGUGCACUCGGACAACCAGCACUUAGUGUCGCCGGAGGCCCUAGACUUCCUUGACAAACUGCUCCGCUACGACCACGUCGAGCGGCUCACGGCGCGCGAGGCGAUGGCGCACCCGUAUUUCCUGCCGAUCGUCAACGGACAAAUGAAUAUGCUGAAUUCGUCGUCUAAAACUAGUAAUCAAUAAUAAUGAUGUAUAGAGAAAGCUAAAAAUUAAAUCCACAAUAAAAUAGUUACAACAAGAACAGCAACACGAGAACAUUCAAAACAAACUGUAAACUUUCAACCACAAUUCGCAACAUCAAACAAUGAUACGUAGUACGAGUGAACGGAGGUGCGGUGUGUCUCGAUCCUUUUCGUCCCAGCCAUCGAUUGUUCGAAAUUCCAGUGUCGCGGAGCCGUGUCGCGUGAAGUCGUGUCAAGCAAAAUUGUCCGUGGCCAGGUAGUCCUGCUAAAUUACAUUAAUCAUGUCGACGGCGCUCUGCCAGUCCCAUUCCCAAAUUGACUCCGCCGUCGCCGGCCCCAUCUCCAAAUCCACCAGCACAGCCGCAUCUCCCGGUCGCACACGCGGACACGAUCAGCCACCACCACACCACCGGGGGGAGCCCAGGACGAAAUUCUAUCGAAUAUCAUAGAAAUGUAGAUGAAAUGUUGAAAUUUUUUAUUUAAACAGAAACCCAGGAAAAAUUCACACAUUUCACGCAAAUGGAAACUGAAACAAGGAAAACAAACAAAAUUUGUAAGGAAAUAAACUUAAAAAACUGAAAAUCCAACUCGACAAGUUUUUCAUGUGUACGCCACUUCCGAAUGUGUUUUAGUGUCAGCUCUUUUCCGAGACCUUUGCGCAUAAUACACUAGAGACGUUCAAACGAACAGAAACCACUUUACAGUCUGUGACAGAACAGAGGCAGCGAUCGACCGAUUUCGUUAGAAUAGGCUUUGAGACAGGCGAAAUACUACAUUCUGGGCGCGCGCGACGCGCCGCACGCGAUUGAUUAUUAUCUAUUAUUAAAUGAACAGAAACAAAAGAACGCGUGGCCAACGACCCGCCUGUUACUCGUGCCGAGCGUGCGCAGCGCCGGGCGGCUCGCACGCAAGCUAGGCAUUAUUAGAAUUUUUACAUUUAAAUGUACUUUUAGUUUAGAUUAAAACAAGAAAUAAUACAAAAUGGAGAAAAAUAAAACAAUAAUAAAAUAUAAAAGAUAACAAAACUAUAUAUAUUAUAUAACCUAUUAAACAAAACAAGAGAAAUGAGAAAAAGAAAAAAACUGAGAAUCCACGCAAACCGCCGUUUGUGUGCUAACUUUUUUUGAUGAUUAAGUCGAGGAGCUCUACUAGGUCUAGGGCAACGCUCGCGAAGAACUUUCAUCCGCGUCCGUGUCAGCUCGGUCUCGUCCGGGGGUCCUGCACCCCCGGCAGCCUUUUCGCUUUAUGAUUGCGCUAACAGUUCCCCAGCGGAAUUGGAAUUUCGCCUGGCUUCGCUUCGGCAGGCAACCAGUUUUCUCUUUAAGUUAUGUAAGUUGUUUGAAGUUCUUGUAAAUUUUUUUUAUCAUUGAUGAGAAUCGCGCCAUCAGUGGAAUGAAGGUUUGUCGCGAGCAUUGUUGGCAAUGUAUCUAUAAUAGAAUACGGAAAUGAUAUAAACAAUAAAAGUGAAAAUUAAAAAAAAAAACAAAAGUUCGUGCAAGUGAG
Messenger RNA from Hermetia illucens (black soldier fly), 3397 nucleotides. It is a transcript of the gene CkIIalpha, whose product is annotated as casein kinase II subunit alpha. Bases 867 to 1895 code for a protein of 342 amino acids. Lineage: Eukaryota; Metazoa; Arthropoda; Insecta; Diptera; Stratiomyidae. Gene Ontology annotation, cellular component: nucleus; protein kinase CK2 complex; cytosol. The record is from RefSeq and is a predicted model, not a curated record. Gene Ontology annotation, biological process: protein phosphorylation. The transcript is spliced from 2 exons. Gene Ontology annotation, molecular function: ATP binding; protein serine/threonine kinase activity.